AUGACGGUACACACCAUUCUUCUGAUUCAAAAGACAAACAGCCGUAGUACUCGAACUUGGUUUGAUUACUCUACAGUCGCGUUGGCAACAGAAGCGAUCAUCGCGAUGCACGAAGCUCGAUUAACCGAACAAUAUCCGAAUCUCUCACAUAUAAAUUAUUCCGUCGAUCAAUUAUUAUCCUUUAUUGAUGAGCAUCAAGAAUUCCACGCGCUUGUGUAUGACCAGAACUUAAAAGCAUACAUGCCGCGUGAUCGAAAUUGGGUCAAGGAAAAAGUUGUGGGUCAUUUACGUAGGAAUUUACAGCAACAGAACUCGAUGGAAUUAGAUCAACCAACCAAGGAAAAAUUAUAG
This is a messenger RNA of Ambispora gerdemannii, 351 nucleotides long. Lineage: Eukaryota; Fungi; Glomeromycota; Glomeromycetes; Archaeosporales; Ambisporaceae. The record is from the annotation of a GenBank genome assembly.